This is a messenger RNA of Trifolium pratense (red clover), 717 nucleotides long. Its product is annotated as putative receptor like protein 25. Gene Ontology annotation, molecular function: protein binding. The record is from RefSeq and is a predicted model, not a curated record. Bases 1 to 477 code for a protein of 158 amino acids. The transcript is spliced from 2 exons. Lineage: Eukaryota; Viridiplantae; Streptophyta; Magnoliopsida; Fabales; Fabaceae.
AUGGCCAUGGUGAGAGAGAAGAGAAGAAAUUUUUUCUUGAAGGGCCUUGUUUUCCUCAACUUGUCAAACAAUAUCCUAAUUGGCAGCAUUCCAUCUUCCUUAGGGAAUCUUUCAAACCUUGAAGCACUGGAUCUCUCUCUAAACAUUCUUUCAGGGAAGAUCCCACAACAGUUGGCAAAACUUACUUUUUUGGAGUUCCUUAAUGUGUCCUUUAAUAAUCUCUCAGGUCCUAUACCUCAAAAUGAGCAGUUUUCUACAUUCCAAGAUAAUUCAUUUAAGGGUAACCAAGGUCUGUGUGGGGAUCAGUUGUUGAACAAAUGUGUAGAUCACAAAGGGCCUUCUUUUUCUCCACCUUCUGCCUCUGAUGGUGACAAUGACUCGGAAUCUUUGUUUGAACUUUACUGGAAUGUAAUUCUGAUCGGGUAUAUAGGUGGUCUUGUUGGCGGAGUGGCAUUGGGAAGUGCUUGGAUGGCUUGAAAGGUUAUUUUUAGUUGAAAACAAAAAGCUUCUCUUUCUUUUGUAUUUACUGUUCUCAUCUGUUCUAGUUCCUUUUAUUGUUGUGACUGCCUAUAAUAAGAGUGUGCUUUGUCUGGUAUAGUUUUCAUUUGUUCUUGUGAUUGAUUGCCUCUAGUAAUUAACAGUGUGCUUUGGACCACAUUUUGGUGUUUCAAUGAGGUUACCAAAAAGUAUAAUUGUAGUGGCUUAUUUGAAUUGUUA